Messenger RNA from Asterias rubens (European starfish), 2513 nucleotides. Its product is annotated as 28S ribosomal protein S35, mitochondrial-like. The transcript is spliced from 9 exons. Gene Ontology annotation, molecular function: structural constituent of ribosome. The record is from RefSeq and is a predicted model, not a curated record. Gene Ontology annotation, cellular component: mitochondrial small ribosomal subunit. Gene Ontology annotation, biological process: mitochondrial translation. NCBI's taxonomy places the organism in Eukaryota, Metazoa, Echinodermata, Asteroidea, Forcipulatida, Asteriidae. The coding region runs from base 12 to 1133 and encodes 373 amino acids.
GCGCCCUCUCGAUGCCAAGAUCAGGACUUUACAAAAUGGCAGCCGCCAUGUACCGGCAUUUGAUGUGUGGUCGAUGCUUUCAUCGCCACAGUUUCAUGGUUUUACCGGCAUCAUCAUUCCUUGGAAAUUUGUCGAGCAGAAAGGCGAGUCAUUAUGGGUCUAUUGUGUCAACUUCCCUACCAGAUGUCGAUUCCGAAAUAGAACGAGUAUCUAAGCAAUCUAUGCGGGGUAAAGCCAUGCGUUUAAUGCAGGACAAACUUAGACGACGAGAGCCAUUACCGCAACCACGAGAGUCAAGAAUGCAAGAAGACCAGGACUGGAGCAAUGUGUAUCCCACUGCUGCACCCUUCAAGUGGUCAGCAGUCCCUCUACCAAUCAGGAUGGGCUACCCAGUCAAGAGAGGAAUCCCACCUCAUAAAUACGGCAAUGCUGAACUACUCAAGAUUCCCAACUUUCUACAUUUGACACCACCUGCAAUCAAGAAACACUGUGCAGAACUUAAAGAAUUGUGCACCGAGUGGCCAGAAGGUCUUGAGACCCAUGCGGAUUGUCAGAGACAUUUUCCUGUCGAGGUCGAGACGUCAGAUUAUGUAUUCAGCGGACUUUCCCUUAGACAUCCUGAUGCAAGAGUUGUCACAUUGAAGGUUAAACUGGCAGACUUGCCGUUAGACAAACACGCUCGCUGGAAGUUGAUACAACUAGCUGGAACAAAAUACAACAAGAAGACCAAAACACUGACGCUGGUGACAGAUAGGUGUCCAGUUAAGAAGCAGAACUACGACUAUGCAAUGUACCUGUUCACUGUUUUAUUCCAUGAAGCUUGGAUAACAGAGCCAUGGGAGACUGAUAUUACAGAAGACGACAUGGAAGAAUAUGUCUGGGAUCUCAGCCAAUCACGACGCUCGGCCAUCACUACACUCGCAAGAAUAGAGAAUAAGAAUAAUUUGGCUGGAGACGUAAGCCCAGAGGAAGAGUUGAAGUAUUUGAAAUCUCCCGAGAUCUCAAGGUAUCGAGAUGCUGUGACCACUCUCAAGAACACCGAGGAGACUCACAAUACCCUCGAGGAAUACAAAGCAUCUGUUAUGAACUUAUUCAAGAUGACUCAAGAAGUUAAUGUGGACACAGCAUCGUGAUUACAGAGACCAAGAAGUCGGUAUCGUCGGUGGUUAUACUCGUUUUGAUUUUUACAUCGGUGAUGAGUCUUGCAUUGGAUGUCUCAAGCAGAAGCUUAUGUAGCGCCCUCGUUGGGUGUACAGAAAGGAUACUCAUUUCAACCGUUUGAUCUCAUCAAUGGCAGUCUAUGUAAAGGCUGGACCACAAUAGACUAGUUCUCAAAAUGUCCGAACUCGUCCUAAAAAAAAUCUUUAAAUGGGUUUAGUCUUGCUCAAACUCAAAGCUUUUGCCAGAAAAAGCCUAAAAUUUUAUCCUAGUCAGUUAACUUUUGGUAAUGCCUGUGAAUGAAAUUAACGUGCUACAAGCUGACCACACCAUGAUCUAAUUACGGCAAUUCCGUUCAUAGUACGUCCUCAUUGUAAGUAUGUUGCGACUACGUGUAAUUGCAGGACGGGAUGGUUGCCAAUAUUUUUGAGCUGGCUCAUCUUAAACGAACACUUUUUUCAUUCAAACCCGUCUGAGCCUGUCCAUGAUGUUGCUACUACCUCCACUCCGUGAAAACCAAAGAUCGACUUUCAAUUUGAUAAAGCUGUUAACACAUGAACAAAGAUUGUCACCUUAAUUGAUUUGUUUGUGAGGUUUGGAUCAAUCCUCAGCUUCGGCUGAAUCACCAGCCUUGGCUAUAGCUGAACCACUUGAGCCAUAGCCAAACCUCACAGCCAUUAGCAAAUGUAAUUCUCCUUGCAUUAUGCAGGAAUCAAAACUUAACUGUUAAAUAAAAAAACAUCAAAGUACAAUAAUGUAAACUUGUAUGCUCAUUGCAUGUUUUUUUUUUCUUUUUUCAACUACAUGUAUAAUUAUCAAUAAGUUGUUAGUAUUACCUGAUAAAUCAAUAAGAGUAUUUCAAUCAUCAAUAACAAAUACAUGUAUCCAAUAAUGGAAACACCUACCCUCUUCUUGUUAGUCAUGCUUUAUUUCAUGCGGUUAAGUUCCAUGAGUCAAGUUUUAAGUUCGAUAUUGCGUUCGUCAGCCCCCAGGUGCAUGACCAGGGAAGCUAAUCGAACGCACCCAUUAUUUUUCAAGGCAAACUCUUCUCUCACCCCUUGGCCCACCCAUCCUUCUCCACCCCAGGAGAAACCAAGUUCGUCCACGGGAUAUUUUGACUUGGGAUAGUUUAUGAGAUUUACAUCUCUGAAAAGUCUUACUCUUUCAUGUGCCAACUGAGCGGUUUAAAUCCCUUUAGAAAAAUAGUUGUAGAACAAAACAUAACCAUUGCACAACCAGAAAGAGAACUCUUGAGAGUGGUAUAUUAUAAUAAUCAUGACAAUAAUAAUAAUUUGGGGGCUAAUCAUCCUUACUGUAGCUAAGAGCUGAAUUGCGAAGGACGCAGCUACAACGUG